AAAAGCAGUCAACAAUAAUGGCGUAUAAAACCUUCGAAAAUUUCAAACGCUAUGUAAAAUUGGCAGCAAUCGGAAACUUCAGAACGAGACAACGCAGCUUAAGUAAUACCUCUAAUUAUAUCUCUUACAUUUUCCCUUUCCUUCUUUCUUCGACCACUAUGUGGCGCCUUCAAUGGCUUCCAACGCAUCCCCUAAUUUGAACAACACUUUCCAUAAAUCCUUCGUCUGUCACUACGGUUUACCCUCACAUUCUCCAUUUUUUAACUCCAAUUUCUCUGCUCUCUCUCGAAGAAAGUGUCCAUGGACGGCCACAGGAAGGCCGGAUUCGGUGUACCGGAUGGAUCGCGAUCGGAGACGACGACGAAGACGACGGGUAGGUUUUGCGAUCUUAUUGUGAGGUUUGUAGCGAUGAUUCUCACUUUGGCUGCUGCUGUGGUUAUUGGCGUCGAUAAACAGACGAAAAUGGUACCGCUUCAACUCGCCACCUCGUUGCCGCCGGUCCACGUUCCGGUUACUGCACGGUGGCAUUAUUUAUCUGCCUUGGUGUAUUUUGUAGUGGCAAAUGCAAUAGCAUGUUCAUAUGCAGCCUUCUCGCUGGUACUUUCACUAUUAAACAAAGACAAAAGCAGAGGCUUCAUGAGAUCGGCGAUAAUCGUGAUGGACAUUCUCACGGUGGCCCUCCUGUUUUCUGGCUUCGGAGCGGCCGCUGCCGUGGGCGCCAUCGGCCGGCAAGGGAAUUCACAUCUUAAUUGGAACAAAAUAUGCAAUGUGUUCGGAAGAUUCUGUGGGCAAGGAGCUGCCUCUCUUCUCCUCUCUCUGCUUGGAGCGAUCUCGUUUCUCUCUCUCUCUCUGCUUUCUGCUUUGAGGCUUCAAAGGGGAUUCAAGUGAAAGAAAUAGUUUUUUCAAUUUGAAAUCUUUCCUUUUUUUUUUGUCUUCUCAAAUCAAUAAGAAAAUUUCUCAUACUUUUCUAAUUGUAGAUUUUGUAAUAGGUUUGUAAUUUGGUACUGUUUUUGUUAGAUUUAAUGAGAUAGUUAGUAUUGGAAAUGUGUUAUCUUAAAGUAUACAUUCAGAUUAUAUUUAGUUUUUAAUUUCUCUUAUUAUUACUAAUGUAUCGAAUUUAAGCAUAACUCUAUUGGACCCAA
Molecule: messenger RNA, 1142 nt
Organism: Cucumis sativus (cucumber)
Lineage: Eukaryota; Viridiplantae; Streptophyta; Magnoliopsida; Cucurbitales; Cucurbitaceae
Product: CASP-like protein 1E1
Exons: 2
Coding region: 301-888 (195 amino acids)
Source: RefSeq, a predicted model, not a curated record